GACCCUUCACUUUAGCAGCAAAUGUUUUGGGUCAGUGUUCAGUUGCGUGGAGUUCGUGACCAAAGGCGGGCGUACUUUUUUUUCACAUUCAUAUUUAAUAAAUCUGCCAUUGCCGCUCUAUAUAUCGAGUAUCUGUACAAUCACCUAACGAUACGGGAUUCGGUCUUCGGUCUUCGAUCAGCAUGGAGCAGCAGCAUUGAGAGCAGCAGCCCCACAGGAGUCAUGGGCUGUGCCAGCAGCACUCCCAUGGUUGCAACGGCCGGCAGCGAAAUGCUGAAAGCCGCCACCCAUGUCCGGGAGAAGGGCGAGGCCGUUGUGGAAGAUGCCACUCAGACGCUGACCACGGGCCUGGACACGGCCAAGGAGACGGUGGGCGCGGCCGUGGCGGGGAUUACCAACGAUCUGGGUAACGCCUUCAAGGAGGGCACCCACGCCCUGGACGAGGCCAAGCACAAGGUGAUGGAGGGCCUGCACCUUGAGCAGCCCCAGCCCGCCCAGGAAGAGGAGGCGACGUCGGCGGCGGCGGAUGCGGCGGCGGUGGAGUCUGGCGAGGUCAUGGCCGAGGUGAGCUCAUCCCGAGCCCCAACACCACAGCUGCAGGGAGAUGCGGACAGCCUGAAGACCUCCACCCCGGAGCCAGAGAUCGAGCGGGCGCUGGCCAACGAUGAGGAGAGUCCACCCACGCCACAGCCAUCGCUGGAGGAGCUGGCUCAUCUGAGUGCCCAGGUGGAGUCGAUUGCCGAUGCCCAGCCUCCUCCUCUUCCGCCUUCUCAUCCCCAUCCUCCAUCUGCUGUGGAAGAAGCGGCGCCUCCUGCUGCUCCAGUUGAGGCUCCUGCCCCCGCUGCGUCCGUGGAAGGACGUUGGUUUCGGCGCAGGGCCGCGAAGCAGGAGCGAGAGCCACCCCGCCCAAACACCACCGAGUGGGAAAGGUUUGCGGAUCAGCUGGCCAAAAGCAAGAAAUUCAAGCCGUACGAGAGCUUUGCCCACAGCAAGAUCCAUUUCUCCGUGUACAAGGACCACACGAGCCUCCGGGACAAGCCCGGCCACACGGACGGACACUUUAGCGGCGGCAACUCGCUGUCCAGCACCUCCCAGUCGGAUCUCUCCAGCGGCCACGUGACGCCGGCCAUGAGCCGCAAGGGUCAGCGGGAGUUCGCCAAGUUCGUGGCCUCCGAGGGGCCGACGAGUGUGUCCAGGGCCAGUUCACGGAUCUCCAAUGCCGGCUCCAGCUCCAGGACCUUCGACUUCAAUCCGACGCGUGAUCGGAUCAGUGUUUUUGAGGCCAUGAGUGGAGGUCGCAGUCGCAGUCGCGUGGGCUCGGCCAUCCAGCGGGCUCCUGCGGAGAGGAUAUCCCUCUGGAGUAAGCACGCUGCCGUGGCCGAGGAGGAGCCCCCAACGGCAGCACCUGGCAGGAGGAUGAGCACGGGGAUGAGCACCCAGAGCGUGCUGCGAACUCCCACGGAGUACACCAAUCCCUAUGGCAUUCGUCGGGCAGUCCGACCAGUAUCUCAAACGAGGAGCAUCAGCAGAAUGGAAAAGCAAACUUCCUCAGUGACACCCAGAAAACAGGGAUCUAAAAGAAAUCCUUCCCACGAACCUUCACACAGAGAUGUGGCUGUGGCUUCCCGAAUGCCAGUCCAUGCAAAGGAAAGGAGGCAUCCCAGCCAGGAGGAGGAUACAUCUCAUAUUCCACCCCCAAUGGUGGAGCCACAAGCGAAGCAACUGAAGAACUUAAGAACGAUCCAGAUUCCCACACCUCUGGAGGAGAUACCGACCGAUCUCAGUCCAAGUCCCACUGAAGAUGACACACCACAGAAAAGAUUUAUCGCCAGAAGGCACCUCCACAUCCGCUUCCACUGCCAAGAUGCCGCCAUCCUCCAAUUGGAAGUCACCUUUCACCCCAAAGAUGCGGACGUCUUCCACUCGGAAGAUCCAUUCACCCACCAAUUUGAGAAUGCGUUCACCUUCCACUUCUCGGAUGCGUUCACCUUCCGCUCCGAGAAUGCAUUCACCUUCCGCUUUAAGAAUGCAUUCACCUUCCGCUCCGAAAAUGCAUUCACCUUCCGCCUCGAAAAUGUACUUAGCUUCCUCUACAAGGACGCAAUCACCAUCCAAUCAGGAAAUGGAGUCACCAUCAGAUAUGAGAAUGGAGUCACCCUUAAAUCCGAGGCUGCAGUCACCUUCCACACCUACCAGGCUAUGCAGUCGUCUCCUGCCGCCGCGAUACCGGCGUCACCUUCUCCGUCUCGUGCAUCGACGGCCAAGUCAUCGGACAGCAGCCUGGACGUGGUUGUCCGGCCCAUGAGCAAACUCAAUACACCCAGCAUGAAGUCCCUGACGCCCGACCAGGUUGUGAUGGCGGAGUACGAAGAUGCCGCCUUAGAGGCGGCCCUCGCGAGGCUAGAGCUCCUGCGUGGAUCCACGACCACUCUCAACACCCUCCGAUCCUGCAGCCCCGGGCGUCAUACGUACACCGCCUCCCUGCUGAGUUCGAGGCGGACUUCCCCGUGGGUCAUGCGCAAGGACUAUGGGUUCUCCAAAGACAAGGAAAACAACAAGCCAUCGACUGCAGUGGCUGCAAGUGCACCAAAGUCCAUACAGCAGACACACGAAAGGUGCGACAUUUGCUCGAAUGAGUUUGUGUUGAAUUGACAGAUACAUAUUUCGAAGAUGCAGAGAUACACAUUUUUUUUCUAUAUUUAAGCAGUUUUAGAACGAUGUAGGGAAUGAUGUUUACAAAGUACAAGCUUUACUCUCAGAAUA
Molecule: messenger RNA, 2763 nt
Organism: Drosophila persimilis
Lineage: Eukaryota; Metazoa; Arthropoda; Insecta; Diptera; Drosophilidae
Exons: 5
Coding region: 22-2652 (876 amino acids)
Source: RefSeq, a predicted model, not a curated record